CUCUUUCUCUGUUCCUUUUUUCUCUCUUUUCAAUCUCUUUCUCCAUAUCUAGAUCUGCUUCCUUCUCUUCUUUUUUGUUAUUUUUUUCUCCAACAAUCGACGAAGAAAAAUUGCAGCCACCCUCUUUCAUUGCGUUUUUUUGUCUCUUCAUCAACUCGUUGGCCUCAAUUUAGGUCUUUCUCCCUUUUUUGGCGUUUGGUGUUCUUGAUUGCGGAGGAAAUGAGACGAAAUAGAAGACGAGUUUUUUUCCUCUCCAUCCUUCUGUUUUUUCUUUUAGGUUGAUGUUCAUGUAU
Messenger RNA from Linum tenue, 293 nucleotides. NCBI's taxonomy places the organism in Eukaryota, Viridiplantae, Streptophyta, Magnoliopsida, Malpighiales, Linaceae. The record is from the annotation of a GenBank genome assembly.